Molecule: messenger RNA, 1390 nt
Organism: Quercus lobata
Lineage: Eukaryota; Viridiplantae; Streptophyta; Magnoliopsida; Fagales; Fagaceae
Exons: 2
Coding region: 697-1377 (226 amino acids)
Source: RefSeq, a predicted model, not a curated record
UUAAAUGCUGGCUCCUAGUAGUUUCUCCGCUUGGUACUAACUCCAAGUAAGGCUUAGAUGCUGACUCUUAGGCCAUGUCUCUUUAUUUUAUUGUUAUUUCAAUUUUGUUCCGAUUGUCUUGCAUCAAUUUUGAUAUAAGAGCAAACACCGAUCAGUUUGAGGCAUCAUCACAGUCAAUCCAAAACCAAAAAGUAAAAAAAAUAAAAAUCGGUUGAACCACCGUCACAACCCAAUAGGAAAUCCCAAUCACCGUUGCUUCUUACCACCACUAGAAGACCCCACAAAAAAUAUCCUGCCAGCACCACCACCAUUGACAAUUUGACACAAACAUCCCAAUCACUCCAAUACCCCAACCCCACGGCCACGGAUCCAAGUUGCAACCACGAAGACAGAGAAGUUCUAUCACCGCUGACCCUGGUUCAUCAAUUUUUGGUCUUCCUCGCGCGCCGGAGAUCCACCACCAUCGGUUCUCGCUUGCCGCCGUGACUACCGCUAUACAGACUCGCAAGCCCCAGUUGCAGCGACUCACCGCCAACAGCUUCGAUCCCUUCCAUCCUUGUCUCGCGCUGCCAUGACCAUCACUUGCUCGCCGCCGUGCCGUAGCAAGUCCACCAGCAACCCCUCCACCCCAUCUAAAAGCACACUUUUGAACAAUCUAUCAAAGAAUUAUCUAGCAAGGAAUUAUUUGUAAAGCUUAUGAAAGAUGUUCAAGACAGGAUUGCUCAGAUGAAGCAAAAGAAGAUUCAAACCGAUUCAAUUGGGAAACCAAGGAUACUUGAUCACAAUGAACUUAUUGCUGCCCCAAUAGAAGACAACAUUGAUGAUGAUAUCUUGGCCGUGGAGAAUCCUCCAGCAACACCAAAGCCUAAUGUUGACACAGACGUACAUGCCUCGACAAGUGUUGCUUUAACAUGCAUGCAAGGAAAUGAAUCUAUUGAAGAGCAGCAAGGUGAAGAGAUGGUGUCUAAAGAGAGUAUUGUGUUAGAGGGUGCAUAUGAUGUGAUAUUGGAAGCUAAUGAAUCUGCUUUUGAUCAGCCUUCCAUGGUGCAUGAAAAUAAACAAUUUGCUAAAGUGGAUAACAUAGUGCUUUCAAUGGUUCAAGAUAAGAUUAUGUUGAUUCCACACAUUGAUUUUGUUAUUCCAGAAGCGUUUGACAUGGUAGAAUUCAAGGUUUUUCUUUUCUCUAUACUCCCUAGGGUGAUUCCAAACUUGAAACAAGUGUUACUUGUCAACAUCCUAAUCUAUCAAUGCUUUAGAACUCGAGGGUUGAGUUUUCUCCAACUAGAGGAGGAUGAUGCGGGAGACACAAGAAGUUUAUUAUUUAGUAUUAUUUAUGUUUGCAAAUCAAUUGUAUUUUUAUGUUUUAAGUCCUAUUAGUUUAUUGGGCUAU